This is a messenger RNA of Manihot esculenta (cassava), 2015 nucleotides long. RefSeq names its product protein SENSITIVE TO PROTON RHIZOTOXICITY 1. The record is from RefSeq and is a predicted model, not a curated record. The transcript has 2 exons. The coding region runs from base 327 to 1904 and encodes 525 amino acids. NCBI's taxonomy places the organism in Eukaryota, Viridiplantae, Streptophyta, Magnoliopsida, Malpighiales, Euphorbiaceae. Gene Ontology annotation, biological process: response to acidic pH; response to aluminum ion.
UUGAUUGACCCAUCAACGGUUCUGAUUUAAUUGGGGUUGCAUCAGUCUAAUCACACUGACGAAUCAAUGGUUUUGAUUGAUGGGAUUGACUAUAUCUUGCUGACACUUGGCAACACUCUAUUCUUCUUGCUCACAAAGGCUGCUGAUUAUAUUGAUCCAGUCCCAGUUCCAUUUUUCUUUUUCAUUCUUCUCUCUCGCUUUGUUCCUCUGCCCCCCAACUCAUGAUGAACCACCCUGCAUCUGAUUCCAAGCAAUCUUGAAUCUUUUCCUGUUAAAAUUUCAGGUUUGAUUAGCAUUGAGACUUAAUACAGAGAAAGCACCUGACAAUGGAUCAUAAAGACAGGCUUUGUCAAGAAACAUGGGCAAACUCUUCAUCUUCUGGUAAUGAAUUACCCAAAAACAUUUCCACCCAGAAACCAUCGUAUGCCAAUUUCAAUUUCAACGCUCAGCAACAUCAGCAGAAGUGGGAAGAUACCUCUAUCUUUGGUGUUAGGACUAAUUCAACUUUCCAAGAAUUCAAUCCACAGUCUGAAACCCAAUCUUUGCUUCCUUCCAACAACAAUGAUCAUAUCAAAAUACCAGAUCGAGAAAGUAGUCGCAUUAAUGAGACUCUUCAAACCAACAAAGUCCCAGAUUGGGAUCCAAAGGCCAUGCUCAACAAUCUGUCUUUUCUUGAACAAAAGAUUCAUCAAUUACAAGAUUUGGCGCAUUUGAUCAUUGGCCGGAGGAGUCAGGUUUUGGGGCGGCCAGACGAACUGCUAACUCAGCAGCAGCAGCUUAUAACUGCUGAUCUCACUUCAAUUAUUGUUCAAUUGAUCUCUACUGCAGGUAGUCUCCUUCCAUCUGUGAAGCAUACGCUUUCUGUAGCCAUGCCUCCUGCUGGACAGCUUGGGGGGGUUCUGUUUCCCUCUGGAGCUGGCAUGAAUAGUAGUUUACAGCCACAAUAUAGUAGUGCAAGUAAAGUUUCUGAUCAGUCCAAUCAGAUGGAUAUUGCAGUAAACUGUGGGACUGAGCAGAACUACUCCAUUGAAGAACAUGAAAUGAGAGAUGAAGAAGAUGCUGAGGAAGGAGAGAACCUUCCACCUGGUUCCUAUGAGAUCUUGCAACUCGAAAAAGAAGAAAUCCUCGCCCCACAUACUCAUUUCUGUACAAUAUGUGGGAAAGGGUUCAAGAGAGAUGCGAAUCUACGGAUGCAUAUGAGAGGUCAUGGUGAUGAGUACAAAACUCCUGCUGCACUUGCAAAACCCAACAAGGAAGCCAGUUCUGAACCAGUGCUCAUUAAGAGGUAUUCCUGCCCUUUCGCCGGUUGCAAGCGGAACAAGGAUCACAAAAAGUUUCAGCCUUUGAAGACUAUUUUGUGCGUCAAAAACCAUUACAAGAGAACUCACUGUGACAAGAGCUACACUUGCAGCAGAUGCAACACCAAGAAAUUCUCAGUUAUUGCAGACCUCAAAACUCAUGAAAAGCAUUGUGGCAAGGAUAAAUGGCUUUGUUCAUGCGGUACGACAUUUUCAAGGAAAGACAAGCUUUUUGGUCACAUUGCUCUCUUCCAAGGUCAUACUCCGGCUAUUCCUCCUGACGAAACAAAAGCAACACCCGGGCCAUCUGAUAAAGGAGACGAAAAUGAAGUGGCAAACAGUGUUGGAAGUAUGAAUUAUAGCUUUGGCUCAGGUGGUGCUAAUGGAAGUGGAGCUCAAGAUAUUAUGGAUGUUAAGGGGGGUGUUGAUGAUCCUGCUAGUUAUUUCUCACCAUUGAACUUUGAUACUUGUAAUUUUGGUGGGUUUCACGAGUUCCCUCGACCUCCAUUUGAUGAUUCAGAAAGUUCAUUCUCUUUUCUGAUUUCUGGUCUAUGUAAUUACAGUCAGAAAACUGGAGGGGAGUCGAGUUCUAAUAAUAUACACUGAUGUUUCUAGCUGUUUUACAAUUUGAUUGCAUAAGUUAUCCUAGGUUUCUAAUUGAUGUUACCUCAUAUGUAAUUUCAUUAGUUUCAAUAAAUGAAUUUCCUUUGCCAUUCA